Messenger RNA from Rotaria socialis, 1035 nucleotides. Lineage: Eukaryota; Metazoa; Rotifera; Eurotatoria; Philodinida; Philodinidae. The record is from the annotation of a GenBank genome assembly.
AUGUGGUUUGAACAUUUUCGUAUUAAACCAAUUCAAUCAAUAUCAUUGAUCAACAUUAGAUCAACCGCCAUUUUCUACACUCGAUUUGACUUUCUCAUCUCAUCAUCAAAUGCUGUUAUUGCUCAUUCCGGUCAACAAAUAUCAAUUAUAAAACGUGAUUCUUCAACAGCUAUUUAUGCAUUAGAAAAAGUUAUUAUAACAAGUCUCCAACGUACACAAGACAACGCUGUUACACAAUUACGUUAUAAUCAUAAUGGAAAUUUUAUUGCUAUUGGUUAUGCCAAUGGACAAUUGACAUUAUGUGAUGCACUCUCAUUAGAAAGUACUGUUAAUGUACCAUUUCAUUAUGCUAAAACAGCUAUUCUUUUUAUUCAAUUUUCACCGAAAUUAAUUUAUUUAGCUACAACAGAAGAUGAUUAUACAGUAUCUAUUUAUCGACAAAAUUUAAAUGCUGAUCGUACAUUAACUGAAUAUGAUUUAAAUGAAAGUGAAAUAGAUCAACUUGUUUUAAAACCAUCAACACGUAUUGAACAAAUAGCUGAAACAAUGUCAGUUUGUUAUUAUCCAUCAUCAUUAAUAAAAGAAUCAUUUCUCGUUACAACUAAUAAUGAAUAUAAAUAUAAAUAUAAAUUGUAUAAUUCUGAUCUUCAACGUUUACCAUUAACUGGUAAUCCAUAUGAUCAAAUGGCUAGUACAGCACAUCCAAAUCGUGUUCGUGAUGUACGUGCUAGUUAUGAUGGACAAUAUUUAUUUACAAGUGGUGAACUUGAUAAUAUUGUGCACAUGUUACGGUUUAAUCCACAUCUAUUGCUAGCUCAAGCACAAUUGGAUGGAAAAGAUUUGAUAUCAUUUUAUAAAUUAUUAGAAGGUAGAAGAGAAGGAAAAUUUUUUAAAGAAAUGACAGAUUUAUUUUAUUAUAGCCAAUUAAGAUUUCAAGAUAUAUAUCGAUAUGAUCGUCGUGAAGUAACACCGAAAAUUCCAUCAAGUAAAAUAUCAUUUGUUAUGAGAGCAUUAGGUUAUUAUCCAACUGAAUAA